CUAUAUAUACCUCCACAAACCAUUCAUCAAAAUUACCACUUACAGCAAACAAUUUCUUGAGCUUCAAGUUAACGUCUCGUUGAGAAGCUCAGUUCUUCACAAGUUAGACAUAAAAUGAGCAGUGGAGAUUGGAUGUGUGCUGCAUGCCAACACAUAAAUUUCAAGAAAAGGGAUGCAUGCCAACGAUGCAGCUGCCCUAAAUAUGCAACGCAGGCUGAUGUUGCCAUGUAUGGACUAAACAAAACAGAAGUCUUAGCCGGAGACUGGUAUUGCAGUGCCAUGAACUGUGGUUCUCACAACUAUGCGAGUCGAACAAACUGCUAUAGAUGUGGUGCCUUAAAAAGCGAUUAUUAUGGUAUUGGAAUGAUGGCAUCAACAGGUUAUGGAUAUGAUGCAAGUGCCAUUCCUGGUUGGAAGAGUGGUGAUUGGAUUUGCAGCAGAUUAGGAUGUGGUGUGCACAACUAUGCAAGCAGAGCAGAAUGUUAUAAGUGCAAGACACCUAGGGAUUUUGGUGAGCCAUCUUCCAUGUGAUUCUGGAAGUAAUCAUAGAGAAAGUGAAUUAAGGGACUCAAAUAGUUAUUACUGAAGAUUUACCAGAACUCUCAUAACCUUCAAUGACUCCUCUUCUAUCUUUUUUUUCCUUCUGUUUUUAGUUUCUCUUUUCUUUUUUCUUUAGAUUAGUUUCUCAAAGAAGGGUUAAUUCCUAACUGCAUUGUAACUGUGCAAGUGUUUUAAUGAAUGAAAUCCCUUCAGAUUUUCCAUUC
This is a messenger RNA of Nicotiana attenuata, 764 nucleotides long. Its product is annotated as zinc finger Ran-binding domain-containing protein 2-like. Gene Ontology annotation, cellular component: cytoplasm. Gene Ontology annotation, molecular function: mRNA binding. The transcript has 4 exons. Bases 115 to 531 code for a protein of 138 amino acids. Lineage: Eukaryota; Viridiplantae; Streptophyta; Magnoliopsida; Solanales; Solanaceae. The record is from RefSeq and is a predicted model, not a curated record.